AUGGAGGACCAAGGCAAGGCAUUAGAAGAGGCUCUGAACGUCGUCAAAGUUCAGGCCUUUCAUAUGAAACGAUGUCUGGACAAUAACAAGCUCAUGGAUGCAUUGAAACACACUUCCACAAUGCUAUCGGAAUUACGAACGUCCUCCUUGACCCCAAAAAAUUACUACGAACUCUAUAUGGCCAUUUUCGAUGAAUUGAGGCACUUGACAACCUAUUUAUACGAUGCCCACAUGUCGAAAAGGCAUCACUUGUCGGACUUGUAUGAGCUAGUUCAAUAUGCUGGAAACAUUGUUCCUCGUCUUUAUCUUAUGAUCACUGUCGGAUCUGUAUAUAUGCGUGUAUCAAAAGAAAUCAUACCCUCUACUCCUGGAACUCCAAAUCCAAACAUGCCUCUUCCAAAAGUCAAUGGCUUCAAGGGUGAAGAUGGCACUGACACCACUCUUCCGGAGGGCGCUGGUCCAAACUCAAAGACUAUGGACGAUGACGAUACCCCUCCUAUAAAAGAAUUGAUGAAGGACAUGUUGGAAAUGGCUCGUGGUGUCCAACAUCCUACCCGCGGCUUGUUUUUGAGAUACUAUCUAAGUGGAAUGACUAGGGACUACUUGCCUGAUUAUACUUUUGAUGGACCUCACGGCACUAUACGAGAUUCCAUUCACUUCAUUUUACAAAACUUUAUUGAAAUGAACAAGCUAUGGGUUCGAUUACAGCACCAAGGUCAUUCACGAGAAAGAGAUAGAAGAGAACAGGAACGAAAAGAAUUACGAUUACUAGUCGGAUCCAAUUUGGUUCGACUCAGUCAGCUCGAUGGAUUAGAUUUAGAAAUGUACAAGACGUCGGUACUACCCAAUAUACUGGAGGAGAUUGUCAGCUGUAAAGAUACUAUUGCUCAAGAGUACCUUAUGGAGGUUAUCAUCCAAGUGUUUCAUGACGACUUUCAUCUACGAACGUUGGAAAACUUUUUAUCUGCUACAGCUUCACUGGUUCGGACAGUUAAUGUCAAGCAGAUUGUAAUUAGCUUGAUUGAUCGAUUCUCCAACUAUGCUGCUCGAGCCCGUGACGACGCUGAAUCUGAUGCCAAAGAAGCUGGAGUCAAUGGGGAGGUGAAGGCAUCAAGUGGUAUACCUGAUGAUGUCCAGCUGUUUGAGGUCUUUUGGGGUCAAAUUACUGGAUUAGUUACGACUCGACCCGAGUUUACUGUGCAGGAUAUUGUUGCUCUGCUUGUAUCCUUAUGCAAUUUGUCUCUCAAUUGCUACCCUGAACGGUUGGACAAUGUGGACAAGGUUUUAGGUUUUGCAAAAGAACGACUUCUUGAAGCCCAAAAGAACAAUGCACCCGAGUUAAAUAACGUGCAAACAAUAUCAUCUCUUCUCCAGCUACUCCUGGCACCAUUGUCUGCCUAUCACAACAAUAUCCUCACGAUGUUGUCAUUCCCAUCGUCUUCAACGCAAUGCAUAGAUUUAGAUGAACGGGCUCAACGUUCUCUCGGUGGUGAUUACAUUGACCUACUGAAUAUGCAACCGUUUUCUUCCAGACGGCAGAUCGCACAUACAGCUGCUCAGGCUCUAUUACGAGCACACUCUUUAUCAGCUUAUCGAGUAGAAUCGAUAGAUGGUGUCAAUCUGGUGUUGGGUGAACUAUGCUCGGUUAUGAUUCGAGACCAAAUAGAUGGUGGUUUGUUUGGGCCAUCGAAAACACCUAUACCAGGCAGAAUUCAAGGUGAAGAAUUGCCGCUCGAUUGGGAGGAUGUUGCGGAAGAGCAAAAUCUAGUCGUACGAUUGUGUCAUAUGCUGAAAAGCAAAGACGGAAAUCCCGACAGUGACUUUCAACUGCUCGCUACAGCUCGAAACCACUUUGGAGAAGGAGGUGAUGUUCGACUUCGAUUUACUGUACCUGGCCUGCUUGUCGAGUUGAUUAAAUUGGCACGCAAAUUCAAAACGAUGUCUUCACUUGAUGAUCCCAGCCAACCUGUAAUGAAACUUGAAUCGCAUUUCAGGUUUAUCGCUGCAACCAUAACAGGUCUAUUCACGGCAAAAGAUUACUAUGGAGAGGAUGCAGAAGUAUCCAUCUUCCGUGAUGAAGUUGCAUCAGCGUCGACACAAAGAAGUACUAUUGGUGCAGGUCUCUUGAGCGUAUCUGAAGUUGCGCUCAGAUUGAAUCUCCAGGCCGCUCAAGCUAGUGAUGAGUGUGGAUUGGAGGAUGCCGCUCAAGGAUUCUUGACUGAGGCCUUUGGAAUUUAUGAGCAAUAUGUUUCCGACUCAAAAUCUCAAUUGGUUGCCAUCAGGCUACUUGCUGGUACUAUGCAAAAGAUAACUCAUCUUGCUGACGAUGCAAGAGAAACCUUGUCCGUCAAAAUGAUGGUGUCUGCUGCUCGUCUGAUCCGACGAUCCGAGCAAUGUCGUGCCAUGCUUGCUGUCUCUCAUAUAUUUUACACCGACGCUGUGGCAGAAGGUACAAGUAAAAAGAGUGACGCCGAACGAAUACUAGAAUGUAUUACUAGAGCUCUGAAAAUCGCGGAAGCUCUGUCAGAUGGAGGUGUCAAGGCAGAACUCCUGGUUGAGGUGUUGGAGAAGAUGCUCUGGUUUUUCGAAAAAAAAGUCUCGACUAUCACACCGAAGGCCAUAACAGACUUGGUUGAAUCAGCUCAAACGGCCAUUACAUUACUAUCUCGAUCUCAUUCUACAAAUAAGCCCGUGUUUGCGGUUGCAUAUGCACCACCCAAUACUCCAGGAAAGCCAUCUUCACAUGUCUUUGAAGGCCCGGACGCUGCUACUCUUCUCGCGUCGCAGCAAGUGGUCAACAAGCACUACCAGAAUGUUUUAUCGUAUGUAAGAUUGAAGAAGGGCUUGGGAGCUCAAGGAGGUUGGGGCGAAAUUCACAUUGUACAACAACAUAGUAGUGAAGAUGACGAAUAG
Messenger RNA from Synchytrium microbalum, 2913 nucleotides. RefSeq lists its product as uncharacterized. The transcript has 13 exons. Bases 1 to 2913 code for a protein of 970 amino acids. Lineage: Eukaryota; Fungi; Chytridiomycota; Chytridiomycetes; Synchytriales; Synchytriaceae. Gene Ontology annotation, cellular component: retromer complex; retromer, cargo-selective complex; late endosome. The record is from RefSeq and is a predicted model, not a curated record. Gene Ontology annotation, biological process: retrograde transport, endosome to Golgi; intracellular protein transport.